Quercus lobata is the source of this 1796-nucleotide messenger RNA. Its product is annotated as salutaridine reductase-like. Gene Ontology annotation, molecular function: oxidoreductase activity, acting on the CH-OH group of donors, NAD or NADP as acceptor. Gene Ontology annotation, cellular component: membrane. The record is from RefSeq and is a predicted model, not a curated record. The transcript has 5 exons. Lineage: Eukaryota; Viridiplantae; Streptophyta; Magnoliopsida; Fagales; Fagaceae. Bases 108 to 1016 code for a protein of 302 amino acids.
CCUGGGGCAAAACUAUAACUUUUCAGAUAAUCCGUUUAUCAAAAAAACACUUUUCAGAUAAGCCAUCUUCUGGAUUGCCAAUACAAACUCUUCACUUUUCAUAUCAAAUGGCAGAAACAACCAUAAAUCCGGGGAUUAAGAGGAUUGCAGUUGUAACCGGAGGCAAUAAAGGGAUCGGAUUUGAGAUAUGUAGACAGUUAGCUUCAAAUGGGGUCAGGGUGGUUUUAACUGCUAGAGAUGUAAGGAAGGGCAAUGAAGCAAUUGAAAAACUCAAGGCUGCAGGAUGCUCUGAUGUGGUUUUUCAUCAACUAGAUGUGAUGGACCCAACUACCAUUUCUUCUUUGGCAGAUUUCAUCAAAACCCACUUUGGGAAGCUUGACAUAUUGGUAAAUAAUGCGGGGAUUAAUGGAUCCAUAAGCAACCCAGAGGAACGAAGAAAAGUUAGCGCUGAGCAAAUUUUUGGUCCAAAUGCCAUACCUCUGAAGGAAAUCAUGAAGCAAACGUAUCAAACUGCUGAGGAUUGUUUGAGAACAAACUACUAUGGGACCAAGCAAGUAAGCGAAGCACUUAUUCCGCUUCUUCUAUUAUCCAGUUCGGGAAGAAUGGUAAAUGUCUCCUCCAUCUUGGGGCAAUUAAAGCUUAUUUCAAAUGAGACUGCAAAGAAAGAAUUAGGAGAUGUUGAUGAUCUCACAGAAGAGAAAGUGGACAAGGUGGUAGAGGGAUUUCUAGAAGAUGUCAAGGAGAAUUUGAUUGAAACCAAAGGUUGGCCUAUUAAUAUUUCUGCUUACAUAGUCUCCAAGGCAGCUCUUAAUGCAUACACAAGGGUUCUAGCAAGGAAGUACCCCAAAAUAGCAAUCAACUCCGUGAAUCCUGGAUAUGUCAGCACAGAUUUGAACCACAAUAGUGGAUUUUUGACUGUUGAAGAAGGUGCAAAAGGUCCUGUGAUGUUGGCUCUGAUGCCUGAAGGUGGGCCGUCUGGCCUCUUCUUUGAUCAAAUGGAAGUAUCAACCUUUUGAAUAAGAAAUAAUGCUACCCAAUGAGUACAUAAGGGAAGAAACAUGGAGAAUAAAAAUGUGUGUUGGAGAGAGUUGGAAGUCUAAAGGGCUUAAACUUGUUUCUUUUGUAUUUGGUGGCCAUCAAUCAUCAUCCUUCUAUUGAUGUUAGGUUGAAGUAAAGUUUAAAUAUAAGUAGGGUUUGGGCUAGAGUUUGGCACACAAGUUCCUCUUGAAACAAAUCAACAAAAUUCAGGAAACAAGUUCUUUGUUGACCUAGUGUCUAUUAGUCUAUCGAAGGUCCACAGAGACUUUCAACUUGGAGUUCGCACAACCUAGAACAUGCUCACAUGACUGAGAAUUUGAAUUUUGUUUGACCAAGAUUGAAUCCUCACACAACCAAAAUACUUGGAUGCACACUACUUUGAAAUUUCAACUGCAACAUUCAUUACCUUGCUUACAAAGCAAAUAGAGGCCCAAAUAUACAUGGAACUUUUUCAUCAUGGAAACAUAAAAAUACUAACAAAACUCUUUCUUGGAUUAAGCUUCAUCUCGUACUUCCAAAGGGUAUCGAAGGUCUCCAGGAAAUCAUCUAGGUGGAGUUCGAUUUGUUAACUUUUGACAAGCACGUCAUCAACACAUACCUCAAUUUGUCUUUCAGUCUAGUCCUUACGCAAUGCAUUAACAAAGUUUAUGGUUGAAAAUGAACAUUUUAAUAUUUAGGGAUGAAAAAUGAAAUCCAAGCAAAUUUUAAAGAUGAUAACAAUGUUUUGGCCAAAUAACUAAUAUUUCAUUAUGUCAUUA